UCAAGCCGGUUCAUAACUUAACCGGGCCGGUACAAUGAUCCUCCUCUGGUUUUGAUGGUUCCCUCUUCUCUUGCUUUUGCAUCGUCCCAGAAAAAAGGUCCGAGAGAAGAAUCGGAUGAUGAUGAUGAUGAUGAGUAGGUGGAGGAGGAGCUUGGCCUCUUCGACCUCUCUUAUCUCAAUCCCGCGGCCUCACAUAACAACAAGAGCCAUGUCCUUCUCUUGCUCUUCUUCUUCGUCUUCUUCUUCGCUUCAAUUGGUUAUCGAGUACCACAAGCAGACGAAGCAUUCAUUGAACGGUUACGCGAGAGGUCCUCGAGGUCUGGACUGGGCCAAUCAGCCCAAUCCCUUUCGCCGUUACCUCUCUGCUCCUCUUCUUCCUCUCCUACACCCUAACGACGACGACGACUCUAUCCUCUGCUCCUCCUAUUGUUCUCUGUUCGAGUCGCUUCCUCCUCCCAAGCCAGUCUCUCUCUCAACCAUCUCUGACCUUUUCUACCAUUCCCUCGCUCUCUCCGCCUGGAAGACCAUCGGCUUCUCCACCUGGCCUCUCCGCGUCAACCCCAGCAGCGGCAACCUCCACCCAACCGAGGCUUACCUCAUCGCUCCGCCCAUCGAUUCGCUCUCCCAAUCCGCUUUCGUAGCCCACUAUGCUCCAAAAGAGCACUCUUUGGAGGUUAGAGCUCAGAGCAUUCCCUCUUCGUUUUUCCCUUCUUUCUUCCCAGCCAAUUCCUUUCUCAUAGGCCUUUCUUCCAUCUUCUGGCGCGAAGCUUGGAAGUACGGCGAACGAGCCUUUAGGUACUGCAACCACGACGUCGGCCACGCCAUCGCCUCUCUCUCCAUCGCUGCAGCUGAGCUCGGCUGGCACGUGAAGCUUCUCGACGGCUUCGGAUCCGAUGAUCUCAAGAGGCUUAUGGGAAUCCCUCACUUUCCCUCUUUUGAAGGCAAAGGCAAAGGCAAAGGUAAGCUCCCUGAGGUUGAAUCCGAACAUCCUGACUGCUUGCUCCUCGUUUUCCCAAACGGAACUAGCAGAGAUGUCAUCAUCGACUUAGACUACCUCGGGAUUAGCUCUGCCAUUAGAGAUUUCCCAACUAGUCUAGAUUGGAUUGGGAAGCCCAAUGAGCUGAGUAAAGAGCAUUUUUACUGGGACAUCAUCUAUAAGACUGCCAAGGCUGUAGAAAAGCCUCCAUCCAUCAUCUCCACCUCUUGUAUUGAUGCUUCUUCCUUCACAAGCAGCAGCGCUCUCUUCAGCCAGGGUUCAUAUCACGAGGUAACGGCCAGGCAAGUUGUUAGGAAGAGAAGAAGUGCUGUUGAUAUGGACGCUGUUACUUUUAUAGACAAGUCUGCGUUUUACCAGAUACUGAUGCACUGCCUCCCUUCCGGCUCCGGCCAUCCCCAAAGGCAAGGGGAUCAACUUGUACUGCCGUUUCGUGCUCUUCCUUGGGAUUCUGCUGAGGUUCAUCUUGCCUUGUUUGUCCACAGAGUUUCCGGUUUGCCAAAGGGUUUGUAUUUCCUAGUCAGAAACGAGGAUCAUCUCAGCCAUCUCAAGACUGCUACGAGGCCUGAUUUUGAGUGGGAGAAACCUGAUGGAUGCCCCGAUGAUCUUCCUCUCUACAAGCUCACCGAGGGUGAUUGCCAGAAGCUGGCCAAAGGACUAUCAUGUCAUCAGGACAUUGCAGGGGAUGGAUGCUUCAGCUUAGGCAUGAUAGCUCGGUUUGAACCGGCGCUGCGGGAGAAGGGCUCAUGGAUGUAUCCUCGACUCUUCUGGGAGACGGGUGUUGUUGGCCAAGUUUUGUACCUGGAAGCACAUGCAAUGGGGAUCUCAGCUACCGGGAUUGGGUGCUAUUUCGAUGAUCCGGUUCAUGAGAUCCUCGGGAUUAAUGACUCUAGCUUUCAGAGUCUGUACCAUUUCACUGUCGGAGGUCCCGUUGUAGACAAGCGGAUCAUGACUCUUCCUGCUUAUCCUGGUCCUACCACUACCGAUGCCUAGAUCAUCAUCAUAUACUCUCUACUCCGGGUGCGGUGAAUCAGCCUUCAUUUUUGUAAUCUCGUGCCACGUUUUAGAUCCAUAAUAACGAGUUAAUCUGUAAUAAUUUGGUCUAUCAAAUAGAGACUAUAUAUAUAUAUAACUUAAAGUCUAUCUAUCUAAAUGAUUUUUGGUCAUUUAGAUACUAUUACCAAUCCAAGUUUAAUAGGAUGAUACCGUAGUUGGAUAGUUUUCCUCA
Molecule: messenger RNA, 2222 nt
Organism: Camelina sativa (false flax)
Lineage: Eukaryota; Viridiplantae; Streptophyta; Magnoliopsida; Brassicales; Brassicaceae
Molecular function (GO): oxidoreductase activity
Source: RefSeq, a predicted model, not a curated record